This is a messenger RNA of Rhizophagus irregularis DAOM 181602=DAOM 197198, 1410 nucleotides long. RefSeq lists its product as uncharacterized. The record is from RefSeq and is a predicted model, not a curated record. Lineage: Eukaryota; Fungi; Glomeromycota; Glomeromycetes; Glomerales; Glomeraceae.
AUUUAAAAAAAAGGGCCAUUUUUUAAAUAUUUUAAUGUGCACGGUUCAUCGGUUCAACAUCAAAAAACGUAUAUAAACAGGAAUACUGAUUUUCAAGUUGCAUAUUCAAUUCUUAUAAUUAGGAAUUUUUUUUUUUACGCCUCAAAUUUAGAAGAAAAAUUUUUCUUCUUCGAAACUUCUAAUUAUGUCAUAUUCAUCAAAGUUUUUACCUUCUUACAAGACCAUUUUUGUUGAUUCUACUGAUGAUAUUCAACUAGAACUCCUAUACAGUAUAGGAAGGAAUAAGAUACAACACGUAAACUUGCCACCAUUAUUAUUUAUUCACGGUUCAUAUCACGCGGCUUGGUGUUGGGAAAACUUUCUCGGAUGGUUUGCUGGUAGGGGCUUUGACUGUUUUGCUGUGAGUUUACGUGGACAUGGCAACAGUACAAGGGUAAAAAAUAAAGCUACAACGUGGACCUUGGAGCAAUAUGUUGAAGAUGUUUCGUCAGUAGUUGACUUUUUACGUACAAACACUUCAUUGAAACCAAUUAUAAUCGGUCACGCAAUGGGUGGAGCUAUAUGUCAAAAAUAUUUAGAAACUUCAUUUGAUAAGAUAACUUCAUGCGUUUUGCUUUGUUCAGUUCCUCCAACCGGUUCAGUCUAUUCGUUUUCACAUUGGUUUUCGAGAACUCCUGCAGCACUCUUUACUUUACUACUUCAAAGUUCCUACCUUUUAAUCUCGACUCCAGAAAGAGUUCAGAAAUCCUUCUUUUCACCAAACCUUCCGCAGGAUUUACUCAACCAAUAUCACUCUAAAUUAGAACCAACCGUUAAUACAAAAUUAAAUUUACAAACAUUGACAACUUUCGUUGACAAAAAGAAAAUUAUGAGUCAAAAAGACUUCUCAAAAUCGAUGAUUAUAAUUGGCGGCGAAAAAGAUUGUAUUAUACCAGUUGAUAUGGUGGAAGAAUCAGGUAAAACGUACGGCGGGAUUAAAGUUAAUAUUGUGAGAGAUGUCGCUCAUGAUGUGAUGUUGGAAGUAAAAUGGGAAGAUGUUGCUUUAGUAAUUUUAAUGAGAAUUCAAGAAAAAUUAUUUGAACAAUGUGCUAAGUUAUAUUAAUGCUGUAACAACAAGUAAUAAUAUAAUCUUGGUGAUCUGAUGAAAAACAUCAUUUUUUUCAAAGUGAUAUUUAUGUAAGAUUAGUUGUAUAAAAAAUCAUUGGGUAAAUAGAUUGUUUAGAUUGUAAAUUAGUAAAUAUGGCGUGAAUAAUAAUAUCGUCAAACAUUUUAAGUUAUUAUCAUUAAUUAUAUGUUACAAGCUAAACGGGUGAUUAAAAAUCAUACAUUGUACAUUAAAUUUAUUUUAUAUAUCCUACUCCCGAUUGUAAAUAUUGUAAAAAAGUAAAAAAAAAAAGGAAAACUCUUAAA